GGGGCCGGCAGCGGCGGCGCCGAGGGGCAGCGCGGUUAGCCGGCGGCGCAGGUAAGGGAGCGGCGCUCCGAGCUUACGGCUCUCGCAGCCUCUCGGUUCCUUUUCGAAACGGAGCGAAGCUCGGGGAAACUUUCGCAGCCUCUGCCUCUGCUGCGUUUCCUUUCGGUUUUACGGCGAUGGAUCGCGUUCUGCUCGCCCAGCAGCGCUUAAGGCUGGCUGGGUAUCCGGAGUUGCGUUGUCCUUCUGAGAAAUGGCUUUUGGAGAUGUCAGAGCUCAGGAACUGAACGCAGAACUACUCGCAAAAGUAUGCCUUUUUCCCUAUUUCGAACGGAUUCUUUGAGGUUUAUUAUGCACGUAUCGCACAGUAGAAAACCAUGGGCAAUUUCAAAGGCCAUGCGCUCCCUGGAAGCUUUUUCCUUCUUUUUGGCCUGUGGUGGUCAGUGAAGUACCCGCUGAAGUAUGUCUGUCGAAAGAACAAGAGUGCUUGCUACCUGGGCUCCAGGGCAGGAUUUCAGCGCCUGGAAUUUGUUGAGGGCAUCAUCAAGGCUGUCUUUGCCCUGAUUGGAAUGGUGGCUGAGCAGUUUGUUCCUGACGGACCUCACCUGAAGUUGUAUAAUUAUGAGGAAAAGCACUGGGAUCACUUGAUGAACUGGCAGCAUGCCACCAUGUAUCUCUUCUACGGCAUUUCAGGCUUGGUUGACAUUGUGGCUCAUGGGACUAAUGCAUUGCCAGUGGCCAUGGACAGGAUGAUGCUCUCCUUAGCAGUUUUUAUUGAAGGUUUUCUUUUUUGCUACCACCUUCACGGGAGAGCCAUGCUGGAUAUUCAUGUUCAUCAGUUAUUGCUGUAUGCUAUCUUUGGAGGUGCUAUUUGCAUAUUUCUGGAAGUUUUCUUCCGUGGCAGUAUUGUACUCGAGAUGCUCCGUACAAGCCUCUGCAUAUUACAAGGCAGCUGGUUCUGGCAGAUUGGCUUUGUUCUUUAUCCUCCAAAUGGGAGCCCAGAGUGGAAUCAAAUGGAUCAUACCAAUAUGAUGUUCCUGACCAUGUGCUAUUGCUGGCACUAUGCUUUUGCUUUUCUUAUACUUGCAGUGAACUACACAAUUGUCAGCUGGGCAGUUCGGUCAAAGAUUAAGCAGUCUCAGUCCAUGGAAAUGGGAUUACUGAAAACAUCUGAACGAGAUCAGGAGUCAGAAGAUGAAAUUUAGUAUGAAUAUGGCUCAACUAGUUUGUCCGCUCUACCAUUUGGCUAACUGAUACCUCAUUUCUUGAAUUGUUUACUGUCUUAUUUGCUCUUUACUCCAGCUUGCAGUGGAAAUAUCAUCACCUAAGAAGUGUCUACGUCUACACAGUUAGGUCUUUACUUGUGGAGGGUAAGCUUGGUAUUGUUUCGUGUUGGUGCCACUAGUACCUUGCUUAUCACGUGCCUCAAUGAAAAACAGACUAAUAUUAGACAUGCUCAGACUUGAGUGAGGUGGCAUUACCAAGUCUGUGUGUUGGACUCAUUAAAAGCUAAGCAAAAUGUUUUCCAUCUGCUGCUGAACACAUGGUUUUGUUUCCACAAUUAGGGUAUCCAAAUAAGUGUGUUUGUUGAACUGCAAACAGCACAGUGCAUAAACAAAUCUGCAGACCUGGAAGAGAGUAGAACAACAUACAAAAUCACAGCCUUGCAGCUGUCUUUUAUAACAAAUUCACAUCUUUGCUUGUGGCUUUAUGUUAAAUGGAAAGAACUACUCACAGCAAAGCCCUUCAGCAUUUCCUUGAACAGUGUGCUGUGUGUUCACUCCUAAACUUCUGUAGGAGGACCAGAAGGUGUACAGUAAAUGAAAACCACCACAGUUCCCUCCUUUGCUUAGAUAGUCAUGCCUCUUUGCUAUCAUUUGGCUUUGAAAGGCAGUGAAUUGACUCUGCUUCUCCCCAGCACACAGAGCAGCUUCUUUUCCAGUAAAGUCAUCCUGCGUCAGCUCCUGGCCAAAAAGGCAGUUCCUUUCCCCAGUCUAUUUCCUUCCCUUAGGUGGGAUUUGGUGCAGUGUCAACAAGGCUUGAGGGCAGACACAUGUCUGUACCCAGCAUCUGGAUCAGGACUAGGUGAUACUGAACUGUGAGGUGGAUGAGAUGGAUUUGCACCCCUUCCCACAAAUGCUGAGCAGUCUAUAAGAUGCAAAGCAAUGAUCAGUGAGAGGGCAGAGGUUUCCUUCAGAGUGGUUCUGUGCCCAGCUGGCCACUGCACUCUCUGUAUAAUAAUAAAAAAAAUUCUUUUUUUUUUUUUUUUUUUUCCCUUUAAUUGCAUUUACUUUUUCCACUGGAAAAGCUGCAGCCAGGCCCGGGGUGCCUUCUCCAGCACUCAGUCUCACUUGGGACGUACUCCAACCUCAACAGUUGCAAUAGCAAAAUAACUGAUACGUGGCAGAAGGCAGCAGCAAAGUGAGUGUGUAAGCACACUGCCCCCGUGGGGCUAACUCCUGCAGCCUGGCUCUUUCUCUCCCAAUAUCUUACAAAACCUGGCUUCAGCAGCAGGGCAGCAUAUGCUCAGAUUUCUGGGGGUCUGAUCACAGGACAUGUGCUGAUGGUCAUGGGCGAUGAUGCACGGUCAGCUGUGGUGAGGUGGUUAUUCUGGAAAACAGCUUCUAGCAUUUAGAACAUUCCACCUAAAAAUACUAUUUUCUAGUUGCUGAUGCAGGAGUUCUGUUCAAAUAAUACUGGGUUUGGUGCUGCAGAAGUGUUUCUUGUUAUUCUGCUAUUUCCAUAUUUUCCUGAGGGAAUGCAGCACCGGGCUAUGGAAGAGAGAGUUGUAGGGUCUGGCCCUUCCAGUUUCUAGUUUCACCAGAAGAAUGAGUAACAUAAAAUUACUAAUUGUGGUAAGCUGAUUGCUUAAAAAGAUGCAAAACAUAGUUUUUAGCUCAAGGGGAUCUCGGGACUCAGAAAGAAAAAAAUAGCACUAAAUGUUUUUUGUAAAGCUAUUUUACUUCAUGUGUAAGAUUCUCCCUUUUGUCUCUCUUCCAAAGAGAAUUUUCCUUAGCUGCAUGUGCUGUUAAUGCUGAAUUUUAGAACGUCAGGCUUACCGGUGCCUUUCUAAAAUAAACGGGGUCAUUUAUUUUGAAGGAGAUCUUCAGAAAGAACUUUUCUCCUCAUAGACAGAAGCAGUGCAAGUUUCUUUGGUGCUUUUCUUGACAAGCCUGGUUAAUACUGUACAAAUAUUAAGGUGCUGUAUCUCUAAACUAAAGUGAAAACCUAAGCAGGACAGAAGAAUUGUGUUGGUAUGGCUGAGUUUUGAUAUGUCUUCUUAGAAGAGCUCAGUCGGUCCUUUUCUAAAUUAUUUUAGAUCUUUCUUUACCAAGUGUCAUGACACUUGAAAGCAGCGUCAGAUUAUCUGAAUCUACAUCAGGAUGUAAAACUAGCUGGCUCCUGGACAUUUCUGUGUUUACAAAUGUAAACUGGGAAACUGCAAAUAUGUGGUCUAAUAUCGCCGUUUUUCUUAUUGUUUGCUCCUCUUUACUAUCUUUCUCUGAAGUGUCUUGGAGAUUUUGGCAAACUUUAACAAAGCGUGUCUCAGGACAUCAUUGAAGACUAGGUAUCAAUGUGGCAUUUUUGUAGCUCUCGCUUUUGCAGCACUUUUACUGUAAACUCUGAAGGGACGGAUGUUUAAUUCCCUCUGGAAGUCUAAGACUUGAGUUUCAUUACUGCAGUUCCAUUAAAAUCAAGUUUUCUGUGGGCAUAAGGGGAAGGAUCCUUCAGUUUGCUGAGGAGCUUGUCUGCUAAUAGCAUCUGGGCUACCCAGGCCAAAUGCAGUGUAUCACUGCACCCAGCUGUAACCUAGUACUCACUCAUUGCACUACGUGGCUGGGGUGUAAAACUUCCCAAGUGCUGGGAAAUGGAGAAAAUGGUUACUUAUUGAAGAGAACCAGGGGAAUGUUACAAAUGUCUAUCUCAAUGAGCCAGAAUCAGUUGGCAAAGGGACAGGUCCUCAUGGGAUUCAGACACCUGAGCGAGCUGUGAAUAUGGAAGCUGCUUAGCAAAAUCCUGCUUUUUCAGAAGCAGAAAGUGCCAGUACUUGGAGUUAAUGGCCAGAAGAGCCACCAGAUGCCACUUUUCCUCUUGAGCCCACCUCAGCCUCAUGAGUUCAGCUUUGUCCCUAUCCACGUCUGGAUGUUAUUUCAGCAGUGUUUGUCUGUCUGCUUGUUUUCUUGUGAGAGAGCCUUAGCAGAACUCAGCCUGCUGAGGUAUCUCCUGCAUCUCCCCAUGUUCCCCUGUGGUGACUUCCCUGUAAAUGAUGAGAGACCACCAGACACACCUAAUGGUUAUGGUGCUGCUUUGCUUAGCAAAGGUGCCCCUAAAGAAGCCUGAAGUGGAGGUGAGCGCAAUCUAUUACCAAGAACUGCAGGACGUACUGCUUCUGAAACCUCUCCUUGUAUAAGAGAAGGUGGCAUUGUAUAACCAGACUUGAAGAAAUGCAAGUAAAACAGGUCCUGAAGUCUUAAAGAAAGACCAGUCUCUUGGAUUUGCUUUUAAUAUGUAGGGUGUUAUGGUGGGAUUCUGUGCAUAAUGUACCACAAAGGACAGAAACAACCAUUUCAGGGGUGGGUUUUCAGUACACAGAACAUCUGACUCAGUCUUUUCAAGUGUUAUUCAAAACAGAUGUCCAAGAACAGGAGGGUGCCUGUAUGGUGGAAAGGGUACAACUGUUGGCAUUUCACUGGUGUCUGACUUUGCUGGAAUUGAAUGAGUGGAGGGAAGUCUGACAAGUUUGCAAACACCACUCAGAAAAGGUAGCUGCUCUCAAGAGAAUUUAAAUUAUUGUUAAAUAUUGGUGCCUUUUAAAAACUAUAUGGUAGUAUAUAAUAGACAAGAUAUGCCUGUAAUUUUAUUUAAAUAAAAUCAGUUUAUUCAUCU
This is a messenger RNA of Gallus gallus (chicken), 4884 nucleotides long. RefSeq names its product transmembrane protein 45B (gene TMEM45A). Lineage: Eukaryota; Metazoa; Chordata; Aves; Galliformes; Phasianidae. Bases 375 to 1202 code for a protein of 275 amino acids. The transcript is spliced from 6 exons. The record is from RefSeq and is a predicted model, not a curated record.